Molecule: messenger RNA, 1482 nt
Organism: Manihot esculenta (cassava)
Lineage: Eukaryota; Viridiplantae; Streptophyta; Magnoliopsida; Malpighiales; Euphorbiaceae
Exons: 3
Coding region: 339-1187 (282 amino acids)
Source: RefSeq, a predicted model, not a curated record
GGCUCUCGGUUUUGAUUGCAGUUCCAGGAGGCAAGAGCCAAGAGGCAGGAGUCAGAGGCAUUGCACAAGUAACUGCUGCUCCCUUGCACACACAUGCUUCAUCUCCCCUCAUUUUUUCCAUUGCUUUGGCCUUAGGGUUUAGAUUCCUCUCUGUCUCUUUCACUUCAAUUCUCUCGACUUUUUAGAAUUCAGUUUUCUCCAUUGCAGUUGCCUACCCAAUCAAAACUUCUCAGCUUUAACUCCUUUCUUUUGUAAGGCCAGCAACCUCUGUUUCACUUCAUUCAACCUUCAAGUGUAUCGGAGAGAAGAGGAGCUUCUCUCGCUCUUCCCAUCCAUCAAUGGUGUUUCGUUCAGUCCCCGAAACCCAAACCUCGGCUCAUACAGACGCUGCUGAAUUCACAGCCAUGGCUUCUUCAACUCUUAAGUCUCACCAGCCUCUUCAUAACUUCCCUUUACAGGAUCUCAAAUGGUCAAUGAACCACACCAAUAACUACCGCUUUCGUAAGCUCGCUGUUGAUUCCUCUCAUAAAUCCCCCCACCGUGACACCGCCAAUCCUGACGGGAAUCCGGUCUCUGACGGCGUAAAAACUGGGAACUCGGUUGCGUCUCCUGAUCAGAGGACCGAGAAAUCUGAGAGGAAAUCGGAAGUUUCGGAUACUGCGGUUGACAAUUCCGAUAAGAUAUCUAAGAUAUUUAUUCGCAUCAGGACUAAGAGCAGCAAGUGCGCUGACGAUUCUGCCGAUGCGGGGGAUCAGACCUCAGUUGCAGACGAUGCGGAGGAAACGAUAACGAAGACAUGGAAUCUGAGGCCGAGAAGAGCGGUGACCAAGGCUCCCAAUGGGAAUGGAGGUGUUCCAAAGAUUGCUGGAGCUGGAGCUGUCGAGCCGGAAACCAAAGCUAAGGAGCCAAUUCGCCCUGAAUUGACUAGGUCUCGGAAUGCCAACGAUGCUAAGGUGUCUGAGAAGAAAGAGAAAGAGAAGGACAAAAAGCUAAGGUUCUCGAUCCCGCUUACCAAAGAGGAAAUCGAAGAGGAUGUCUAUGCCUUGACUGGGUCAAAGCCUGCGAGAAGACCCAGGAAGAGAUCUAAGCAUGUGCAGAAACAACUUGAUUGCUUGUUUCCUGGAUUGUGGUUGGCUUCGAUCACGCCCGAUGCAUAUAAAGUUUCUGAUACUCCUCUGAAGGGUUAGAUGAUUUCGACAUAUAAACUGGGAACUUGAAGGUGAAUGACUUCCCAACUUGUUCACAUCAGCUUAUAGAGUAAAACAUUGUGAGCGUAUGAAGAUAAAAGGGUAACAAAUGUCCCUUGUUUCUGCGCCUUCUCUCUGUACAGCAAGGAGCUCACUGCAAGUUUGAAAUAGUCAUGUUUUUAAGUAGCUCAUCUUGUAUCAUAGUUUGUACAUAAGGACUAUCAAUCUAAAAGGUAGAAAUUUUAAUAUCAGUGUUUAUAUUAUCAGUUAAUGAAAUCAAACGCUCUUUUAGACU